This is a messenger RNA of Peromyscus eremicus (cactus mouse), 2615 nucleotides long. It is a transcript of the gene Bsnd, whose product is annotated as barttin CLCNK type accessory subunit beta. Bases 130 to 1062 code for a protein of 310 amino acids. NCBI's taxonomy places the organism in Eukaryota, Metazoa, Chordata, Mammalia, Rodentia, Cricetidae. Gene Ontology annotation, cellular component: basolateral plasma membrane. The record is from RefSeq and is a predicted model, not a curated record. The transcript is spliced from 5 exons. Gene Ontology annotation, molecular function: chloride channel regulator activity. Gene Ontology annotation, biological process: chloride transport.
CUUGCUUUGAGCUUCACGCCUCCUCCAGCAGUGUAUCAUCCCUCACUGAGAGCCUGCUCAACGUUUGCCUAGGAUUGUGGGCAGCCCUCUACUGGAGAGCUGGUCAGCUAUCAGGCCUGGUUAGCCACCAUGACUGAUGAGAAGACCUUCCGAAUCGGCUUCAUUGUGCUGGGCCUUUUCCUCCUAUCCCUCGGCACGUUCCUUAUGAGCCACGAUCGACCCCAGGUCUAUGGCACCUUCUACGCUAUGGGCAGCAUCAUGGUGAUCGGGGGCGUCAUCUGGAGCAUGUGCCAAUGCUAUCCUAAGAUCAGCUUUGUACCGGCAGACUCUGACUUUCAAGGCAUCUUGUCCCCAAAGACCCUGAGCCUGCUGGAGAACAGGCUUUCGGAGGUGAAGAGCCCCCAAGCCCCCUACGUCAGGCUGUGGGAAGAAGCCGCCUAUGACCAGAGCCUUCCAGACUUCACUCACAUCCAAAUGAAGGUCCUGGGCUACAGUGAGGAUCCCAGGCCCCUGCUGGCCCCUGAGCUGAAGACAGGAGUCAGCAGUGGUGGGGAAGGAGAGCCUCCUCAGACUGCUCAGGCCUGGAUGGAAGCUACGGUGGUCGUCCACAGGGGCGUGGAUGAGACUGAGGGAGAAAGACCCCAUACUCAGAGCAGUCCGCUGCUGGGGGUGGGGGGCCCUGCACCCCUGGCCUCCUUCCAAGAUGACCUGGACAUGGGUUCCAGUGAAGGCAGUAGCCCCCACCCGUCCCCACCCAACAGAGAUGAGCCACACCCACAGGUGCCGUGGGCCAGCAGGGGUCCACUGGAUCGCUUCAGUGACUUUGCCCUCAUUGAUGACACCCCCACAUCAGAGGACGUGGUCCUGGAGGGGCAGGUGCGGGAAGCAGCUCUGCCCAGCAAGCAGCGGCGGUCCCUGCGGGUGACGGAGGAGGAGACUGUCCAGACAAGUGCGGAGGAACCCGAGCAGGAGGAGGAAGACCUGUACUAUGGGCUACCAGACAGCCCUGGGGACCCCCUCCCCGACAAAGAGUUGGGCUUCGAGCCCGAUGUCCAGGGCUGAGAUGAAACUGCUUCUGAGUCUAGCCUGACAGUACUGCUCUCUUCAUGUGACCCCAUAAGGUCUCAGUUUUCCUCCCCCCAAAUGGGAUUGUAUGGCAGGUCAGGUGAGGCAGUGAGCUGAGGCAUCUUGGGAACUGAAAAGAACACACAUGGGAGGCGGCAAUCACCCCCCACCUCCAGUGAGUACAUGCUUCGGAUUGCAGCUUGUUCUGCUGACCUGCAGGUCAAGUGGGCUUUUCUGAGUGUUACAGCCAGACCCACUGAAGCCCUUUCCAUUUCCUAAUGCUGACCUCUAAUUGGGCCCUCUGUGGUGUUACCCAGGGCCUCUGCUCCUUCAUGGAGGCCUCUCAGGGCCCCAUGUCUACUGAGGUUUGGUCCUCUGAUGGGUGGUUUGACUCACCCCACUCAGAGCUGACGAGGUCUCCUGGCUCAGUCUCAUUAGCAGCUCCCCUGCUCUGGGUUCUGUGACCCUCUGUGGCUGACCUCUGCUGACCUAACCUGACCUCUAGGCACCUCUCUGGUCCCUCCUGUUCCUGCAGCUGCCGAUAGCUCGUGCCCAUGCCCAUGCCUAUGCCCAUGCCCAUGCCCAUGCUUGAGCUGUCUUUUUCCAUUGUGCCGGGCAAAUUCACUCAUUCCUAUAUCCCCGCCUAAGUGACCUUCUUCUGCCAGCUCUCCUGGCGUCCCAACUGCUAGGUGAGAAUGUUCUCUCUGGGGAGUGAGCAUCCAUUUCUGUGGCCUGUUGCUUGCCACUGCCCUGGGACAACUUCUUGGCCUCAUUCACCACACUUUGCAGGGGAUGUUGGGCAUGUGCAGAUCUCAGCAGAUCUGGGAACCUUUGCAGAUGAUGUCACCCUCCCCCUUUUGACAAGUAUGGCUCCUUAGUCUCUGGCACUCACUUUUCUAAAGGGCUUCUGGACAGUCACAAAACCAGGCAAAAAGCUGCCCGAAGAGCCCAGCAGCAGCUUGUGGAACAUGCUUUGCCCUGGCUUCAAGUGGGCAAAAUCCAGCUGCUGGGUUAAUUCCACUUGAUGUCUUUGGCAUUUCCUGAGCAUCUGCUGCUAUAUGCCAGGCAUUUAGCAUUGGAAAGAGACAUUGGUCCUUGACCCCCAAAGGGCUCACAAUCUCAUGAGCUUGCUGUCUUGUAAGUUGGGGACAAAGCAUGGAGCAGAAGCUGGGGUCACCCCAGCCUGCAAAUCUGGCAAAGCCCUCUGCUCUUAGCCCAGGGCAGAGGAAGCCACAGGGAGGAGGGUGCUGCUACCUCCUCCAGGCAGGUCCACACACUUAGAGCUGUCGUGAGACAUCUAGGAGCAUGACUCUGGUGAAGGUCGGAGGUCCCAGACAAGGAAAAGAGAUAGCACUGGUGCUGAGUGAGAAGACACCGUCACCCUCCUGCCUUCCGGGACAUUUCUACCUCUUCAGUAAAGAUGCCUCCACCAGGCACCUCCUCUCUGCUGAUAGAACCAGCCAUGGGCCAGGUGAAAUGGAGCAGGCUGCUGUGUACUGCUGGCCCAGGCAGGGAUGUCUGUGACCCACAUCAGACAGAGCUGAGCCAGC